GCUGCCGCUCGGGAAGAGGCGGGCCCUGCGCGCCCUGCGCUCGCCAUGGCGGUUUGGGCGGCGACGUGAGCGGCUCCGCGGACCCCGAGCGGGGCCCCGGCCGCGACCUGAGCCGCCGCCGAGCGCCCGGGGCCAUGCGACCGACGCUGCUGUGGUCGCUGCUGCUGCUGCUCGGAGUCUUCGCCGCCGCCGCCGCGGCCCCGCCAGGGUGUCGCUCUGUCGCCCAGGCUGAAGUGCAGUGGGCAGCAUCUCAGCUACUGCAGCCUCCGCCUCCCGUGCUCAAGCGAUCCUCCCACGUCAGCCUCCCAAGAAGGUGGUAUUAUUGGCCACGCCUGGCCAAUUUUUGUAUUUUUUGUAGAGAGGAGGUCUCACUAUGUUGCCCAGGCUGUUCUUGUACUCCUGAGCUCCAGCAAUCCACCCGCCUUGGCCUCUGAAAGCGCUGGGAUUACAGGCUUGAGGCACCGUGCCCAGCUGAGCCAGGCUUUUAAAACCGGUUCUGUCCCUACCCAGAGAGCUUCUUACCUGGCGGCCUCCUUAACCUCUGACACCAGCUGACCAUGCUUAUGAGCCAAACAUAAAAACCAAAAGAAACCCAGGCUUGGUGGCUCACGCCUGUAAUCCCAGCACUUUGGGAGGCUGAGGCAGCAUCAUGAGGUCAGGAGUUCGAGACCAGCUUGACCAACAUGGUGAAACCCCCGUCUCUGCUAAAAAUACAUAGCUGGGCGUGGUAGCGCCCGCCUGUAAUCCCAGCUACUCAGGAGGCCGAGGCGGGAGAAUCACUUGAACCCGAGAGCUGAGAUCUCACCACUGCACUCCCGCCUGGGCGACAGAGCAAGACUCUGUCUCAGAAAAAAAAAAAAAAAAGAAAGAAAAAGAGGAAAAGACCUUAAUGACAAAUGUGUGGCUAGAACAUUCUUGUCACAGCUAACUUUGGAGACCUACCAAGAAUGGUGCAAUGAUUCAGCAGCUACUCAUGAGAUGGGAGAUGGUGAACUGGCGUGUGGAGGGCGGAAUAAUGGUCCCCAAAGAUGUCCACGCCCUCAUCCUCAAGAGUCCGUGAACCUGGGAAUGUGCUGCCUGACGUACAAAAGGGACUUUGCAGAUACCCUCUUUCCCAGCUGCCCGCUCCUCAGCACCCGAAGAUUCGCCUGUACAACGCAGAGCAGGUCCUGAGUUGGGAGCCAGUGGCCCUGAGCAAUAGCACGAGGCCUGUUGUCUACCGAGUGCAGUUUAAAUACACCGACAGUAAAUGGUUCAUGGCCGACAUCAUGUCCAUAGGGGUGAAUUGUACACAGAUCACAGCAACAGAGUGUGACUUCACUGCUGCCAGUCCCUCAGCAGGCUUCCCAAUGGAUUUCAAUGUCACUCUACGCCUUCGAGCUGAGCUGGGAGCACUCCAUUCUGCCUGGGUGACAAUGCCUUGGUUUCAACACUAUCGGAAUGUGACUGUCGGGCCUCCAGAAAACAUUGAGGUGACCCCAGGAGAAGGCUCCCUCAUCAUCAGGUUCUCCUCUCCCUUUGACAUCGCUGAUACCUCCACGGCCUUUUUUUGUUAUUAUGUCCAUUACUGGGAAAAAGGAGGAAUCCAACAGGUCAAAGGCCCUUUCAGAAGCAACUCCAUUUCAUUGGAUAACUUAAAACCCUUCAGAGCGUACUGUUUACAAGUCCAGGCACAACUGCUUUGGAACAAAAGUAACAUCUUUAGAGUCGGGCAUUUAAGCAACAUAUCUUGCUACGAAACAAUGGCAGAUGCCUCCACUGAGCUUCAGCAAGUCAUCCUGAUCUCCGUGGGAACAUUUUCGUUGCUGUCGGUGCUGGCAGGAGCCUGUUUCUUCCUGGUCCUGAAAUACAGAGGCCUGAUUAAAUACUGGUUUCACACUCCACCAAGCAUCCCAUUACAGAUAGAAGAGUAUUUAAAGGACCCAACUCAGCCCAUCUUAGAGGCCUUGGACAAGGACAGCUCACCAAAGGAUGACGUCUGGGACUCUGUGUCCAUUAUCUCGUUUCCGGAAAAGGAGCAAGAAGAUGUUCUCCAAACGCUUUGAAGCAAAGCAUGGGCCUAGCCCACCGGCUCCCUGGAAGAGAUCAUCAAGCCAUCGGAGCUGCUAGAGUUCUGUCUGGACUUUCCAGAGACCAGUAUUCCCUUUUGCUGCCUCUAAAAGGCCUGUCCCUGCAGACAUGAGAGACAGCAGGUCUGAGACAGCAGGUCUCAUGGGGGUGACAAGCUUUUUUUUUUUUUCUUAAAGAAUUUUCAAAAUCAAACAAGUUUCCAGAAUGAUUUUACGGAGAUAUCCCAGGAAAAUUAAGGCUUCUCUUAAACACUAAAAAGGCAUGUAAUUGCUUGUUAGCAAAAUGGAUAUGACACAUCUCUGAUACUUUUUUCAUUAUUGGUUGGGCUGAGUAGUCAGAAGACCUGGUCGUCUUCUUGACUUUGGCAAAUGAGCCGGAGCCCCUUGGGCAGGUCACACAACCUGUCCCAGCGAGGGACACUGAGUGGCCCUUCAUGUACAUCCAUGGUGUGCUGGCUUACAAUGUAAUUAAUCUUGUAAAUAUACUCCUAGUAAUUUAAGAUUUUGUUUUUAAACUGGAAAUAAAAGAUUGUAUAGUGCAUGUUUUUUAAA
Molecule: messenger RNA, 2621 nt
Organism: Pan troglodytes (chimpanzee)
Lineage: Eukaryota; Metazoa; Chordata; Mammalia; Primates; Hominidae
Gene: IFNGR2
Product: interferon gamma receptor 2
Exons: 10
Coding region: 1029-2045 (338 amino acids)
Biological process (GO): cytokine-mediated signaling pathway
Cellular component (GO): plasma membrane
Molecular function (GO): protein binding; cytokine receptor activity
Source: RefSeq, a predicted model, not a curated record